AACCUCCGAAUCUCCAAGCCCAACAACACCACCGCCAACCACCGACUCCCUUCUCGCCAACACCACAGCUCCGGAGGAAACCCUAUUCAACACGAGCGACCAAACUUUACGUUCAGCACACAUAUACACUCCCCUCCUCCACGAUAUUCGAUAGCAGAUGCUAUAAUAAUGCCCUCCAUCUUCCGCCGCCGAAAAGUCUCUUGUUUCUAUUGCGGUCAACACAGCGUGCCCGGCGACGCGGCCAAAUACCAUCCGAACGGCCGAGUCAGCAUGUUCACCUGUCUGCAGUGCAACGCCGACAACCACCUAGACAAGAACGGCGAGAUAGCCGACUAUGUUCCGGAAGCACCUCCGUCGGCGGUGAACUUUGGACACCGGCGGACGUCUUCCCGCGUCGCCAGCGGCACCUCCUCCGCCCCGGCAUCACCGACGUUCUGCACGCAAUGCGAACACAACCAGCUGAUCCUGCAGAACGCCCGGCUGCAGUACGAGAGUGAAAUGCCACAGGAGGACCAUCCGGACUACCACUACUACGUGAACACGGCGUAUCCGAAGUACAUAAAGGACAUGGAAGCAAAGUUCCCGCCGAUGUGUGCCGAGUGCAUCCCGCGCGUCAAGCAGAGGCUGAAGCAGGUCAACUACGAUGCGAAGGUGGCGAGCUUGGGACACAUGCUGGCCAGGAGCGAGCGGCCGUCUACCCCCGUGGAGUUGGGACCGAUGCAGCUAUUGAAGUGGGCGUUCUGGGGAUUGAGAGGAGUGGUGUGGUGGUGGGGGAAUGUGCUCUUCUUGGUGUGGCAUGUCAGCUCGCUUUUCCACCCGGCUGCCGCCGUCGUCGAGAAUACUGUGAAUGCGGGCUGGAUACGGUGCUUGCUCAGCAGUUUCAGCAAGUCUGAGUUCGAUAUUGCGUGUCAUGAUGUGUCAUACUACCAGGCCUCGCAGUACUUCCCCUGGACUCUGCUCGGGUUCUGGUGGCUCUACCGACAGUUGGGUGUCGAGAUGCAUCCGGAGAAGAAGCUCGUUGGCGGCAGGGAGUACCUGCACAUCGAAAUCGCGGUGGUUGUCAUACGGACGGCGGCAUGGCUGCUGCUUCGCCAGGGCGGUUUGAUGCGGGGCUUCGAUGAGGAGGCUCGUCUAAAUGCACAUGCCUUAUUCUUUUUUAUCGGCUUGAUGUGCUUCAUGUUCUCUAUCACCUGUCUGAAGCUGGAAGAUCCUCCGUCCUUCUCCCUCCGCGAGACUGGUCCUCCGUCACCACAAAAGACUCGACCACCGUCACCAAACUCAUAUACGGCAAAAGGUUCCCCCAAGAAGCAGACACCGCGGCCGCAACAGCAACGGCCGCAACGGCAGCAACCACAGCAACAGCAACGGCAGACACCACAAUUGUCGCUCACUAGGACUCCACCUUUGCGCCCAAUAUAUAUCAACCAGACCAUUCCCCCCAUCACUCCCUCCUACCGCAACAGCAACGCCGAAAUCGUCCCAUCACCUUCACCAACCCCUAAAAGGUACCUCGACGACGACGCAAUGGAUUGGGACCCGAUCACCCCCAUGCCCCCAACGCGCGGUAACAGCCCUUGGGCAAUCCGUCAGCCCUCCGAAUCCCCCACCCGAAAUCCCGGCCUAUCCUCCCGCACACCCGCUGGUCGCCUCUCCCUCAAUCCUACCGAAAUCCGCUUCGGCCAACCCCAAACCCCCGUCUCCCUCUUCAACCGGCCAACCAUGACCACCGAGCCCGACCCUAUUAAGACGAACCCCACUCCAGUGAUGGCCGAAGCACGCUUCCGCCGCAUCGCCCCACCAACCAUGGACGACACCGGCCUAGAGGGAAUCUUCGACGGCGGCCUCAAGCUCUCAGACGAGCCCGAAGACAUCGCGCAGGGCGGGCUGGCGCAAGAGCGCGAGCUCCUAACCGAAGUCCUCGGGCGUCUCGGGCUCCUGCUGAUCGCAGCGAGCACCGCCGCGCUCGCGCCCACGGCGUCCAAGUCCAUCGCUUUGCCCAUCGUCGUGACCGCGGCGCUUUGGCGCAUGGCCCGCAACGACACAACCACGCGUAUCUUCUCGGGCAUGGAAGUUCUCGCCGCGCUAGCCACCGGAACAAUGAUCGCGCUCAACGCGGCCCGCGAACGCACUCUGGCAAAUACUGGCAUGCUGCUCGUCGCCAUAGCUACCGUCAUGGAGGUCUGGAGACUGCUGCUUAGGAUGCAGCGCCAGCGCAAGCGCGCGUUCUGGCGAGAGGAGCGCGCCCACAUGCGCCGCAGGCAGACGCUGGAUGCGAAUUCUGGUGCUACCACCGCCGCCGCGUAUGAUAGCUUUGGGUUCAGACGCGCACCAACGCCCACAGAGCAGAGGGGGAGGGGAAGGUCGAGACCGGCUAUGGGCGCUGGUGGGGGCGGGUUGUUUGAUAGUUUCUCUUCUUCGCAGUGAUGGAUGGGCUGUGGCUUACCUGUAUUUACUUACUUCUUACUUACUUCUUCUUGUUCUUCGUCUUCUGUGGAUUUUGGAGUUUGCAUCUGUCUUGUGUUUCGCAUUGGUGGGAUAGAAUUGAUGAUUCGGUAAA
This is a messenger RNA of Tricharina praecox, 2557 nucleotides long. Its product is annotated as Ima1 N-terminal domain-containing protein. The record is from RefSeq and is a predicted model, not a curated record. The transcript is spliced from 3 exons. NCBI's taxonomy places the organism in Eukaryota, Fungi, Ascomycota, Pezizomycetes, Pezizales, Pyronemataceae. Gene Ontology annotation, cellular component: mitotic spindle pole body; microtubule organizing center attachment site; nuclear inner membrane. Gene Ontology annotation, biological process: nuclear inner membrane organization. Bases 169 to 2424 code for a protein of 751 amino acids.